Messenger RNA from Ilex paraguariensis (yerba mate), 213 nucleotides. The record is from the annotation of a GenBank genome assembly. Lineage: Eukaryota; Viridiplantae; Streptophyta; Magnoliopsida; Aquifoliales; Aquifoliaceae.
AUGGAAAUUAAUUUGUUGGAUGGAGUUGCAAAUGCGGGAAUGGUUGAACUUGAUGAUGUUCAUCUUGCAGCACACCUUGUCGAGAAGAAAUCUACAGGACAACCUUUCUUUCGGAAUGGUAAGUACUUCCUAUGCAGAUCAUUGCAUUGUGCUCCUAAAUCUUGUAAAUUUUUUUUUUUGGGCAAAAAGCCCAUACAGAGUGGGUAUAGCUAA